Molecule: messenger RNA, 2540 nt
Organism: Diospyros lotus (date-plum)
Lineage: Eukaryota; Viridiplantae; Streptophyta; Magnoliopsida; Ericales; Ebenaceae
Product: pentatricopeptide repeat-containing protein At2g45350, chloroplastic
Exons: 2
Coding region: 87-1994 (635 amino acids)
Biological process (GO): RNA modification
Molecular function (GO): RNA binding; protein binding
Source: RefSeq, a predicted model, not a curated record
AAAAACUGAAUCUUCCCCUUCAUCUUCAAAUGUCGAAACUUGAAACUCUGUGGUAGUCCAUCACAGGCUCGAUUAGCUUUACAUUAAUGCUUGUCUGCGCAAAUUCAAACCAGCCAUGGAACUCUACUCUGCCAAUGUUUGGUCUCCUUCCAAGGUGCAAAACCCAAAGCGACGUGAACCAAAUCCACGCUCGUCUCAUUACCACUGGGUUCAUCAACAAAGCUGCUCUCACCACCAAGCUCAUCCUCAGUUUCUGUUCUUCCCCGUACACGCCUUUGGUUCAAUUCGCUCGGCAUCUGUUCUUCUCGCUGCACGCUGGACGAACCGGGAAGGCCACCGAGUUCGAUCCUUUCCUCUGGAACGCAGUGAUCAAGUCCUAUUCUCACGGCGAUGACCCGGAAGGAGCGGUUGUCCUGUUUGCUUCGAUGCUUGAGAAUGGGGUCUGUGUAGACAAGUUCUCGUUUUCUUUGGUGAUGAAAGCGUGCUCCAGGAUGGGUUUGAUUAAGGAAGGAAUGCAGAUUCAUGGGUUGUUGAGGAAAUACGAAAUUGGGUCUGAGGUAUUUGUGGAGAAUUGUUUGGUUUGUUUGUAUUUGCGUUGUGGGUGUCUUGAAUUCGCUCGCCGGGUGUUUGAUAGAAUGCCGAAGCGGGAUUCUGUUUCAUUUAACUUGAUGAUUGAUGGGUAUGUGAAGAGUGGGAUGAUUGAUAUGGCACGUGAGUUAUUUGAUUGUAUGCCGCUGGAGAUUAAGAAUUUGAUAACUUGGAAUUCUAUGAUUAGUGGUUAUGCACAAUCAGUUGAUGGUUUUAAGAUUGCAUGUAAGUUGUUCGGACAAAUGCCUGAAAAAGACUUGAUUUCAUGGAAUUUGAUGAUCCAAAGCUUGGUGAAGUGCCGGAAGGUUGAACUUGCUCAUGCUCUGUUCAAUGAGAUGCCAGAAAGAGAUGUAAUUAGUUGGGCCAAUAUGAUAGAUGGGUAUGCAAAAUUAGGUAGCGUUGACAUUGCUAGAGCCUUGUUUGAUAAAAUGCCUGAAAGAGAUGUUAUAUCUUGCAAUGUUAUGAUGACUGGGUAUCUCCAGACUGGAUAUUGGAAGGAAGCAUUGAAACUUUUCCAUGAUAUGAAAAGUGAGAGUACGUUAUCUCCAGAUGAGACUACUUUGUCAAUUGCUCUUUCUGCAAUUGGACAGUUAGGACAGAUUGAUGAAGGAUUAGCAAUACAUUGUCUUAUAAAGGAACACGGGUUUAGCUUAGAUGGAAAACUGGGUGUUGCACUCAUAGAUAUGUACUCAAAGUGUGGCAGCAUAGAAAAUGCCAUGUGUAUAUUUGAGGAUGUAGAAGGAAAAAGGGUAGAACAUUGGAAUGCCAUGAUUUGUGGCAUGGCCAUUCAAGGCUGGGGUGAAGCAGCUUUUGAACUGUUCAUGGAGAUGGAAAGGCUUUCGAUAAAACCAGAUGAUAUCACAUUCAUUGGAAUCUUAAAUGCUUGUGGCCAUUCUGGUUUGGUGAAGGAAGGUAUAAUGUGCUUUGAGCUCAUGCAAAGGGUUCACAGGUUGGAGCCCAAACUCCAACACUAUGGGUGCAUGGUUGAUAUCCUUAGCCGUGCAGGAUACAUAGAAGUAGCCACAAAAUUCAUUGAUGAAAUGCCUGUUGAACCAAAUGAUGUGGUUUGGAGGACUUUGCUUGUUGCUUGUAAGAAUCAUAAUAAUCUCAACACUGGGGAGAUGGCGGCAAAGCAUCUCAUUGGGCUAGAUUCUUGUAGUUCAACUAACUAUGUGCUUCUUUCUAACAUGUAUGCUGGUUAUGCAAUGUGGGAAGAUGUUAGGAAGGUUAGGACAGUCAUGAAAGAAAGAGACCUAAAGAAAAUUCCAGGGUGCAGUUGGAUUGAACUGGAAGGAGUUGUCCAUAAGUUCUUUGCAGGAGAUAAAUCUCAUCCUCUGGUUGGAGAUAUCUAUUCAAUGUCAGACAGAUGCUCAAUUCAGAGAUCACCUGCUACAGCCUCUGAUUGAGGUGGAGUUGAGAAAUUGUAUGAAGUCAUUGAUAGAUCACACACAAAAUGGCUUAAUGCUGGUCUUGAACAAACAGAGCUACAAGCCAAAUGUAAGGGCAAAAUCGUGGUAGAAGGGGAGUCUAGUGAGGCUCAAAGUUCAAUUUAGACGUGUAGGGCCAGUGUAGAAGGUUAUUUCUUUUUGUAUUGUAUUGGCGCCCUUGUAUAUUUUUGAAAAGUGUAUUGUUUUUAAAAUCUUAAGAAAUGAUGUAAGAAUGAGUGUUGCUCUUGUGGAAAGUGAGUCAAUUUAUAUCAUUAAAGUUUUUUAUAUGUCUAUUUCUGUAUUCCAUUUUAGAAAGACCUUCUUUCAAAUGUUCCUAUGCUAGCGAGUAUAUCCGAAAGCGGGCCCUGAUAGAGCUAGCCGACAACAACGAGAGGUAGGAGAAUGGGAAAAACGAGUUCUAUUUGAUGGGCGGUGAGAGAGAGGAGAAUGGGUAUUUGGGAUGAGACAGAGGCAGAAGGGGCAGUUGAGUGGCCAGAGCCAGGGAGGAAUCCACCAGAAAGAAUG